UGGCAGCCAUUCAUAACGCAGUUGCUAACGCUUCAAAACAGAGCGGUUAAGUUUCAGCACACUUUAUAAGAUUUCGAAGAUAUUUUAAUAUUUAUCGUUUAUUCGUAGUGCUAAAUAAAUUUACAUGAUGGCUGCGACAAUGCCAAUAAAUCCAAAACCAUUUCUAAAUGGUUUGACUGGAAAACCAGUGAUGGUAAAACUAAAAUGGGGUCAUGAAUACAAAGGCUACCUUGUAUCUGUUGAUGGAUAUAUGAAUUUGCAAUUAGCCAACACAGAGGAACAUAUAGAUGGAAAUUGUACUGGCAAUCUCGGCGAAGUUUUAAUCAGGUGUAAUAAUGUUAUGUACAUACGAGGUGUGGAAGAAGAAGAUGAAGAAGGAGAAAUGAAAGAUUAAUCUAUACUCAUAAUUCAAUUUAAGUUAACAUAUUUUAUUCUUAAGUUAAGAUGACAAUGAAAUAAAAGUACAAUGCUUUUCUAAAUUUGUUAA
This is a messenger RNA of Megalopta genalis, 487 nucleotides long. It is a transcript of the gene SmF, whose product is annotated as small ribonucleoprotein particle protein SmF. The record is from RefSeq and is a predicted model, not a curated record. Gene Ontology annotation, biological process: mRNA splicing, via spliceosome; spliceosomal snRNP assembly. NCBI's taxonomy places the organism in Eukaryota, Metazoa, Arthropoda, Insecta, Hymenoptera, Halictidae. Gene Ontology annotation, molecular function: RNA binding. Gene Ontology annotation, cellular component: catalytic step 2 spliceosome; pICln-Sm protein complex; U1 snRNP.